CUUUUUUAAAAUCAAAGCCAUAAACCUGGACAGUUAAUCCAUACCUAUCAAUAUUAAGGUAUAAUUAUGUGACCUACAACUAUGUUUUCAUUUACUAAAAUUAGAUAUUUAGGUUAAUGUUAUACCCUACUUUUUUGAACGUCAAACAUAUUUAAACGUGUAUUUGUUUACUACAUAUGCAUUUCACCUAUAGAUAUAUAUUUGUGAACGGCAUAUACAUGUCAAAAGAACAGCCAUGUAUUAAUAAUAUACGAGAAAUAAAUCUACUGUAGGAUAAAUCUUAUUCGUGUUGUGUCAUCUUAAAAAGGUAAUUGAAUGAAUAUGGACACUGAUUUAGACAGGGUUACUUCAGCAUACUCCACUGAGAUAACUGACACAAGUGAUGAUCAAAAUAUGCAAAUGAAUUCAGACAAUGUGGAAAGAGAUGUUUUAGCGAUUACAAGAGGAAAGAGGUUGCAAGUGAUGUGCAAUUGUUCAAUUUUGAUGGUACUGGUUUCGAUAUUCGCGAUUGUUGUAGGAGUACUUGCAAUUCUGAAUUCCGAUGACAUUCUAUACAUACUAGGAGGAGGUGUUAUUGCCGGCGGAAUGUCACUAUUAUUGACAAUCUGUCCAUUUUGUAUGUGGAUAGAAGGGAGGAAAACAAAAACUGGGACCAAGAUGAGUGGACUGUUUAAAUGUAAUUUAAUUUGUUUGAUGGUCUGGUUCAGUUUCUGUGUUUGUGGUAUAUUGAUGGCCAUGGGAAUAUCUGGAAUAUGGGGAACGGUGACAUGUUUGCAAGAAAAACAGAAUCCUGGAAAAUCAUCUAUAAACUUAUGUAAAGAAGAAACUAGUAAAAAACUUACAUAUUCUGUGUUAACUCUUGUUUUGUCAGCUUUACUUUUGAUUCUGACGAUUGUGAUUAUGUGUUUAUUUUGUUGUAAUACAAAAGCUUUCGGUUAUAAGACGGUCCGCCAGAGACGUUAUGAGUACUAUAGAAACAAUGCUAGGGCUGAGAUAGAGCGGGAAAUGAUAGAAGAACGGACUAAUGAGAGCAGAGAUCAAGCAAGAGAACUAGACGGAUAUGAAAAUAAUAGAAAUAAUAGACAUGAUGAAAAUAGAAGGGAGAGACACGAUUAUUUUUCUGAAAAUGAAAGAGAACGUCCAAUACAACCAAGUGCUCCACCACAUGAAGACAACGCCAAUCAUGUAGAUAUAAGAACUCAAAGGAAUAGACGAUUACCUCAAAGAAAUGAACAAGAAAGAGAUCAUUUCGUAAGACAUUAUGAAGAUAAAAACAGUCCACGAAGAUCUCCCGAAGAUCGACAUAGUCCACGACGACCCAAUGACGGCAGAGAACGUCCGCGUAGACCGGAUGAUGACAGAUAUCGUCCACGACGACCUAAUGACGGCAGAGAGCGUCCGCGUAGACCGGAUGAUGAGAGACAUCGUCCACGACGACCUAAUGACGACAGAGAGCGUCCGCGUAGACCGGAUGAUGAGAGACAUCGUCCACGACGACCUGACGGUGAUAGAAGUCGUCCACGUAGACCAGACGAAGGUAGUUAUCGAACAACUGAGGAAGAGGAACACCGCUCUGGUAGAUCUUACGAUAACAGAUCUGGAGACGACCAUGUACAUGCAUCACGAUUUGUUAACCGAGAAAAUGAAAAUGAUAGCGAAUGCACUUUAGAGAAUCAGACUGAAGCACCCCCACCCUCGUACGAUGAAGUAGUCAACAAAUAUUUAAAGGCCGAUGAUGUGUAGACAAAUGUUUUAUACUUGACAUAAUAAAUAUUAAUUUAAUAUUUUCUUUAAGAAAAUGCACUUUACUCACGGCUGCUUGAAACAUUAAAACUGGUUAUAGUUUCUUUACAUCUUUCAAAAGCAGGAACUGGAUCGCAGGGUAACACCGUCUGAUAAGGUAGAUAAUCAUGUGCAGGCAGAAAUCGAUAUCAAUAACCUUAAAAAAAUAGGCAUCAAACUCAAGUAUUAUGUACUGGUUUGUAUAUCUAUCUAUACACGGUUUCAUCUGCAACGGAUGACCUCUAAUCCGGGAUCAUUCAAUAAAUCACAACAUUAGAAAGUCUGUUGAACAUGCGCUUUUAGUGGUGACUUAAAUAAUGUAUUUAGUUACUCUUCCUUGAUGAUCUCUAGUUUCAUACGUUGGACUUUCGUCCUUAGACAGACGUUGACAGAUAUUAUGAUUUACUCAGAAUUUGAUAUUGCUCUAAUUUGUUAUUAUUCAGUUAAACUUGUUUAAAAAAGUAGGUAUACAUCACUAACUUUUAUCUUUUGUAGCUCUGUGCCAUAUAUUUAUCAUUAAUUUUCGAAAAUGAAUGUAUCUUUAAUUAUAUUAUUAUUAUUAUUAUUAUUAUUAUUUGAGGUACAUGUUUAUUCAUUGUAACCAAAAUGUUUAGGAUAUUCAAUCUUUUAUCAUUCGAUAUAUCAAAAAAUAUCGCAAUAAAAAGAGGAGAAA
Ruditapes philippinarum (Manila clam) is the source of this 2455-nucleotide messenger RNA. RefSeq lists its product as uncharacterized. The record is from RefSeq and is a predicted model, not a curated record. The coding region runs from base 316 to 1743 and encodes 475 amino acids. The transcript has 5 exons. NCBI's taxonomy places the organism in Eukaryota, Metazoa, Mollusca, Bivalvia, Venerida, Veneridae.